Molecule: messenger RNA, 725 nt
Organism: Ectocarpus sp. CCAP 1310/34
Lineage: Eukaryota; Phaeophyceae; Ectocarpales; Ectocarpaceae
Source: the annotation of a GenBank genome assembly
GCAGCGGCCGCUUCCUAGAGGCCUUGACGGGAGUCACCAUGGAGAUCUCUCGGAAGCGGGUGGAGCGAAAGCGGCAGCGUGCGGUGGAGAAGGCCACGGAUCCGGUUGCGGCGGCAGAGCGGCGAAGGGAUCGCACAGAAGCCGGGAAGAUCCAGAAGCGGAGAAAGGUGGAAGAGUCGGCCAAGCUCCGAGGAGGGACCAAGCGCAUGCGAACGGGGGGCAUAGGCAUACCCGGCCCCGGCGCCUCAAGGAACGGAGGGGGGCGCGGUGGACGAGAUAGCAGUAAUAGGGGUGGGGCGAGGUGGUGGUCGGCGUGUUGGUGGGAGAGGGAAGAGGAGGAGGUGGUGGUAGGGGCGGCGGCGGCGGACGUGGUCGACGAUAAGCGACACGGUUGUCGUCGUUUAGCUAGCACGUUGUAGCGAGGGAGCCAGUGAUGAGGAUUGGGUUGUCAAGGAAUGAGAAGGCGACUUGGAAAGAAUGGAAGAAUAAAUGGCGCACCGAUGCGGAUUCGGAUUCAAUGCUUUCGACGUGUGAUUCGCGAAGGUGCGUUGAGUCCCACGCUGAAGUCACGCUACGGAAGUCAACCAACAGGACAGGCCCUCUCACAGCUGUUCAGGAUUUGGGUCCAACCUAACCUCUAAUUACGCGAGCAUACCACAGGGUCUGACCCGCGUCGAGUCAGUCAACGAUACACAGGUCAAAGCUCGUUGUUAGUAAACUUGAUC